UUCAGCCGGACUCUGCCGAUCUCCACGACGACCGUUUCGAUCGUCUUCGAGUUCUGAUUCGAGGACAAGGUGAAGGAGAACGCGACAUGAAAGAGCGAGCGACACGGGGAAGGAGAUGCGUCGCCGCGCUCCUCGCUUCCCUCGCCAUGGCGUCGCUCUUCCUCUCGCCCGCCGGCGCCCUGCGGUUCGAGCUCGAAUCAGGGCACACCAAGUGCGUAACCGAGGACAUCAAGCUCCACGCCAUGGCCGUCGGGAAGUACUCCGUCGUCAUCCCGUCUGACGCCGCCCAGCUCCCCGAUUCUCACAAAAUCACCGUUAAGGUUACUUCGCCCUACGGUAAUAGCAUUCACUACGAAGAUCGCGUGGAAUCAGGCACCUUUGCCUUUAGCGCGAACGAGGAAGGCGACUACUUGGCGUGCGUGUGGGCGCCCUACCACCAACCGGCUGCUACGUUGACAGUGGAGUUUGAGUGGCGGACUGGCGUCGCCGCCAAGGACUGGACCAACGUUGCCAAGAAGGGGCAGAUUGAAGGCAUGGAACUGGAGUUGAAGAAGUUGGAAGAUACUGUGAAGUCCAUCCAUGAUGAAAUGUUUUAUCUUCGUGAAAGAGAGGAGCAAAUGCAAGAAAUGAACAGAUCUACCAACUCUAGGAUGGCUUGGCUAAGUUUCCUUUCACUUGCUGUCUGUCUUUCAGUAGCCGGCUUGCAGUUAUGGCAUCUAAAGAAAUUUUUUGAGAAAAAGAAGUUGCUAUGAUCCUGCUGCAGCAACUAGUUCGUGACUUUGACAUUUAUUUAUGUUAGGGUGUACUCAAUAUCAGGAAGCUCAACUUUUAUCAGCUUUACUCUCCAACCUUUUCCUGGUUCUUUUUUGGAACUCAAAAACCCCUUGUUAACACGUUCUUUUUCCCUAGUUGUCAUUUUACGUUCUUAAAUUUUCCUAUACCGAUGAUUGUAAACUUCAUAUUGGCUUAAGUUGCUUCCUUGAAUUUAUGCA
Messenger RNA from Zingiber officinale, 992 nucleotides. Its product is annotated as transmembrane emp24 domain-containing protein p24delta9-like. The transcript has 4 exons. The record is from RefSeq and is a predicted model, not a curated record. Bases 87 to 752 code for a protein of 221 amino acids. Gene Ontology annotation, cellular component: Golgi apparatus; COPII-coated ER to Golgi transport vesicle; endoplasmic reticulum-Golgi intermediate compartment. Gene Ontology annotation, biological process: Golgi organization; intracellular protein transport; endoplasmic reticulum to Golgi vesicle-mediated transport. Lineage: Eukaryota; Viridiplantae; Streptophyta; Magnoliopsida; Zingiberales; Zingiberaceae.